Rotaria sp. Silwood2 is the source of this 273-nucleotide messenger RNA. Lineage: Eukaryota; Metazoa; Rotifera; Eurotatoria; Philodinida; Philodinidae. The record is from the annotation of a GenBank genome assembly.
AUGAAACAUAUUUAUCAAAAUCAACAACAACAAUAUCAUCGUGUUGAAAUGAUAAAUACCUUAAAAUUAAAUUCUUCUUCAAGCAAAAUUCCAUUUAAAAAUGAAUAUACUCAACAGGCACCAACUAAAGAAGAUAUCGUUCGAACAACAAAAUAUGUUUUAACAGAUGAAAAUCUUGAUGUAGACGGUGAAAUUGUUACAGAUUUUGUUAAAAGUGAUGUUCUUCCAUCAGAUAUUAGUGAUGUCAAUGUAAUUUUUAAUGAUAUUGAGUGA